Molecule: messenger RNA, 1101 nt
Organism: Plasmopara halstedii
Lineage: Eukaryota; Oomycota; Peronosporomycetes; Peronosporales; Peronosporaceae
Exons: 1
Coding region: 106-294 (62 amino acids)
Source: RefSeq, a predicted model, not a curated record
CGGGCAACCAGCACACAGAUGAGAGUUUCACGCUACUUCGACGCGUAUCAAAUUCGCACAUGACGUCAAGUAGUCUGCGCUGUAAACAAGCACAAACUGAUACUGAUGUACCAUUAUUAUAUUGCCGGUGUUUCUGCAAUCGUACCGAAUGAAAUAUUGAGAACGGAGCCGAGUAAAAUCUUAAAUGCUAUGAAAGGAGCUGAUUCAAACGAACAAAAUGCAAGUCUGUACGUUCAGUACAGCACUGAGCUAAUAGAUUCAACACGUGAAGAGCCUGAACAUGUGAUAGCAUAGCAACGAGCGACAUUUGCACAGUAAUGAAGCCGGAGUAAAGAGUAAUCUAAGAUACUUUUUAAUAGAGAAUUUGUCAGUUCUAAAAUUGAAAGCAUGAGACACUGAGGUGGUGGUUAUAUUGGCUGCCGUCAUGCCCGUCUACUCGUAGUCUCUUUUGUGGUGGUCAUGGAGAAGCCCGCUAGGGAGGCAUCGAUGCCAUUAUAUCUUCAUUGACGAGAUUAUAACGAAAAGCUUUGCUUUGAUGUAGCCUUCAAUACUGUAAGACAAACUGUAAGUAAAGCCCGUCUGAAGACAAAAUAACCAAAUGGCGUUAUGAAGAGUGUAGCUACUUAAGCACGUUCGUAUUAUUGACAAAUCGAUAUAGCGGUAAACAUUUUUUGUCAGUAAAUGAGUAUGCCAUCCUAAUAGUCGCAUCGUGACACCUAUCACAGAUAACUAGAUCUUGCACUUAAUGUACCGCUGUCCUUCACAAUUACCCUCUCCAUACUAUUUCCAUAAUAAACAUACAACUCAGGAAUUUUCUAGAUCCUCCAAACGACAUCGAAACCCCUGCACAAUUUCCAUGUCGUGUAGAGCACGUCGCUCGGGAGGAGGAAAAAACCAUGAUGCCCGCAUGCCGUCCGUUCCGCAAAUGACGCUUAAGUGUCGCUCAAGUCUCGAGGUCGACUUGUCUCCACCACGACGAGCAGCAAGUUGGUCGGCAAUCAGAGUAAAUAACGGAUCCUGAUAAAUAUUGUACAAUUCCAUUGCGAGCAUGAGAGAGCAAAAGAGUCCAAACACCGCUGCAGCCGCCAGGAUCCAGCCACC